Molecule: messenger RNA, 1797 nt
Organism: Zea mays
Lineage: Eukaryota; Viridiplantae; Streptophyta; Magnoliopsida; Poales; Poaceae
Product: male gametophyte-specific 2
Exons: 3
Coding region: 132-1466 (444 amino acids)
Molecular function (GO): pectate lyase activity
Source: RefSeq, marked validated
CCAAUGCAAACACCAGUUUUCUACCCUAAACACAAGAACCCAGAUGCAUAAUAAAAGGUGAAAGCUAGCAGAAGAGGUACCUAACUCUACCCUACUAUAGAGAAAAAGUCAGCACAUUGCAAGCAAUAAUAAUGGAGACGACGACGAAGCUCCGGUGGAGCCGGCCCGGCUCCUUCCUCCUCGUCGCCGCGGCGUUCCUGGCGUCCGCCGCCGCGUCGGGCGUCAACGUCGGCCAGUUCGACGACCACUUGCAGAAGCGGAAGGAGCUCGCCGAGGCGUCGGCGAGGGAGGCGUACAGGCCCGACCCGUACAACGUCACCAACAGCUUCAACGCCGCCGUCCACAGAGCUGUCAGCAGCAGUCGGCGUGAGAUGCGGGAGAGGCCGAGGAAGCACAAGAAGAGGGGCCCGUGCCGGGCGACGAACCCUAUCGACAAGUGCUGGCGCUGCCGCAGAGACUGGGCGACGGACCGGCAGCGCCUGGCCCGUUGCGCCAGAGGCUUCGGGCACGCGACCACCGGCGGCCUCGGCGGCAAGAUCUACGUGGUGACCGACCCCACCGACCUCGACGUGGUGAACCCGCGCCCCGGCACGCUGCGCUGGGGCGUCAUCCAGCCCGGCCCGCUGUGGAUCAUCUUCGCGCGGUCCAUGAUCAUCCAGCUCUCGCAGGAGCUGCUCAUGAGCAGCGACAAGACCAUCGACGGGCGCGGCGCGCAGGUGCACAUCGCCAACGGCGCCGGGAUCACGGUGCAGCUGGCGCAAAACGUCAUCAUCCACAACCUGCACGUGCACGACGUCAAGCACACCAUGGGCGGCCUCAUGCGCGACUCCCCCACGCACAUCGGCUCCCGCACCAGGGCCGACGGCGACGGCAUCUCCCUCUUCUCCGCCACCAACGUCUGGAUCGACCACAUCUCCAUGUCCAACUGCGAGGACGGCCUCAUCGACGUCGUGCAGAGCUCCACGGGGAUCACCAUCUCCAACUGCCACUUCACCAACCACAACGACGUCAUGCUCUUCGGCGCCAGCGACUCCUGGCCGCAGGACCAGAUCAUGCAGAUCACCGUCGCCUUCAACCACUUCGGCAGGGGCCUGGUGCAGCGGAUGCCAAGGUGCCGCUGGGGCUUCUUCCACGUUGUCAACAACGACUACACGCACUGGCUCAUGUACGCCAUUGGCGGCGGCGACGCGCCAACCAUCAUCAGCCAGGGCAACCGCUACAUAGCACCACCAAACAUCGCCGCCAAAGUGAUCACCAAGCACUACGCGGAAGAAGGCGUGUGGAAGAACUGGGUGUGGCACACGGAGGACGACCUGUUCAUGAACGGCGCCAUCUUCAAUCCGUCCGGCGGCGCCCCCAAGCAGGUCGACACCAACGAGUGGGUCAAGCCCAAGCCAGGAACCUACGUUACAAGGCUCACCCGCUUCUCCGGCACACUGUCCUGCUGCACGGGCAAGCCGUGCUGAAGGCCGGCCGGUGGGCGUCAGAGGCUGCUUCUUCUAGCUCAUGGCCUGGCCAUGCCAGGUCGCGAUGGCUGCGUUUCAUUUCAUGGAAGAAAGCAAGGAUGGAUCACAGGUUGUCGUUCUGCUAAUUAAUCUACGUUUGCCUUCAAGUACUGUGUUGUGGCAUUGUUACACAUCACAGUACAGUUUGGUCAUUUUUUUUCCCACAGAGGAAGUAGGGAUUGAUUUAAUCCCACACGCGUGUAUCUACGUAUACAGUUUGUAUAACAUGAACCACCUCUGUUUGCGAUUGGUCUAAAAAUAAAUAUAAUACUUAUAUAUUGAAUUGUUUUGC